CUAGAGAGAGAAACUCUCCAAACACACAUAUAUAUACACAUAUACAUACAUAUAUACAGAUAUAUUUGUAAAGAUGAGCAGGACAAGGAAAGGAGAGAAACAAGAUGUUUCUAACUGUAGCUACCAUGUCGUUCACAAACUCCCUCCUGGAGAUACCCCAUAUGUUCGUGCCAAGCACGUCCAGUUGGUCGAAAAGGAUCCAGAUGCGGCUAUAGUGUUGUUCUGGAAGGCAAUAAAUGCAGGAGACAGGGUGGAUAGUGCCCUCAAAGACAUGGCUAUAGUUAUGAAGCAGCAAGAUAGAGCAGAAGAAGCAAUCGAAGCGAUCAAAUCUUUCCGAAAUCUCUGCUCCAAACAAGCUCAAGAGUCCCUAGACAAUGUGCUCGUCGAUUUAUACAAGAAAUGUGGGAAAGUUGAGGAUCAAAUAGAUCUGCUGAAGCAGAAGCUUCGGAUGAUUUACCAAGGAGAGGCCUUCAACGGCAAGCCUACCAAGACGGCACGCUCUCAUGGACGAAAGUUUCAGGUCACCAUCAAGCAAGAGACCUCCAGGAUACUGGGUAACUUAGGUUGGGCCUAUAUGCAGCAAGGAAACUAUUUAGCAGCUGAAGUAGUGUACAGUAAAGCUCAAGAAAUUGACCCGGAUGCUAACAAGGCUUGCAACUUGUGCCUGUGCCUGAUGAAGCAAACGCGAUAUAGCGAAGCACAGACGGUUCUUGAGCACGUGUUGCAAGGUAAGCUUUUGGGAUCUGAUGAACCCAAGUCAAGAAACCGCGCUGAAGAACUACUGAAGGAGCUGAAUCAGUGCCAGUCUACAGUGUUUUCGUCGAAUUCUUUAGGGUUAAAAAUAGAGGAUGCUUUUCUUGAGGGGCUUGACCAGUUGAUGAACCAAUGGACACCAUUUAGAUCAAGGAGACUUCCCAUCUUUGAAGAGAUCUCUCCAUUCAGAGAUCAGUUGGCUUGUUGAGUUAUAGAAAAAAAAAAAUACUUGUUCUUCUUUCUUGAGUGCGGAGUGUAUCAUUGUAACAAUUUUAAAAUGAGUGCCUAAUAGUAAAUGUAAAUACCCUUUUUGUCU
Morus notabilis is the source of this 1069-nucleotide messenger RNA. RefSeq names its product protein SULFUR DEFICIENCY-INDUCED 2. The transcript has 4 exons. NCBI's taxonomy places the organism in Eukaryota, Viridiplantae, Streptophyta, Magnoliopsida, Rosales, Moraceae. The record is from RefSeq and is a predicted model, not a curated record. Gene Ontology annotation, molecular function: protein binding. Bases 74 to 961 code for a protein of 295 amino acids.